CCACAUGUGUCCAUGAACUCGCAGCUUUUGCAGAUUUUUAUCUAUCUUCCACAAACUCUUAGAAAAUAUCGUCUCUUAUUCUUCUUCUUUCAUUAACCUCUCUCAAAGUAAAGUAAAGAGAAAAAGACCCAAAAUCCAAAUGCCAUGUACAUAUCUUCUCCUCCUGUUUCUUUUCCCACUCUCUGCUUGUGCAAAGAACAACAAGGCCUUCAUCAUCAUCAAAGGGAACCAGACGAUUCUGUCUUCCCAAAGCAUUUUCCGUCUUGGUUUCUUCACCCCUUCCACCAAUGGCUCUUCCUCCAAUUGGUAUCUGGGUAUCUGGUACGCUUCCUCACCCAAUCCGGUUUACGUUUGGGUCGCCAAUCGCAACCGCCCCGUCUCCGAUCCGGACUCCUCCACCACGCUCCAGCUCACCUCCACCGGUUACCUAAUUCUCAACACCUCUCGCGACGGCGUCGUCUGGCGAACCGAAAACGAAAACCCAGCCACCGGUUUCCGCUUCUCGGGCUCCGGUAACCUGAUCCUAACCGGAGAAUACGAUUCAUCCCCGGUUUGGCAGAGCUUCCAGAACCCAACCGACACGUGGCUCCCGGGCAUGAACGUCACGCGCCAAACGUCUUUCACCUCGUGGCGAACCCCCUCCGACCCUUCCCCUGGGCUUUACUCGCUGGGCCUGGGCCCAGGCUUCAACGAGUUCCAGCUCCUCCACAACGAAACGACGCCGUACUGGUCGACAGGAAACUGGACCGGAGACUCCUUCGUCGGCGUACCGGAGAUGACCGUCCCUUACAUCUACACCUUCAGCUUCCUCAACCCCUACACUCCCGCGGCGUCGUUUAAAUACAUCGUCACCCCCUCCUCUGACUCUUCUCCGCGCCUCUCGCGGUUCGUCGUCGACUCCAACGGCCAGCUCAAGCAGUGGGCGUGGGAGCCUCAGGGGCAGUUCUGGAACAUGUUCUGGCUGCAGCCGGAGGAUCAGUGCCGCGUCCACGCUCUCUGCGGCCCGCUAGGCUUCUGCAGCAGCAAGACGCUCGAGCCCUGCGCCUGCAUCCGCGGUUUCCUCCCCAAGAACGCCGCCGCGUGGGGGUCUACGGACUACAGCGACGGAUGCAGACGCGAAUACGAUGGAUGCGACGGGAGAGACGCGUUUGAGGCGGUUGGAGAUCUGCGUUACGACGGCGUCGUGGAGACGUCGCGGUUGGAGCAGGCGAGCAAGAGCGUUUGCGAGAAGAGAUGCUUGGGGAACUGUUCUUGCGUGGGGUUUUAUUACAACGGCAAGUCGAAUCUCUGCAGGAUAUUGCUCGAGUCGCCGAUGAAUAUCAAGAACUCGAGCUCAUGGACUGGAACUACAGAUGAUGUUUUGUACAUAAGAGAUCGGAUUAAAAAUAGUUCAAAGAGAAGCGUCUCUAGAGGGGUUAUUAUACUGUGCGGCGUUGUCGGGUCAAUCUCGGUUCUCGGGUCUACCUUGUUUGCGCUGUUGAUUCUGUUGAGGAGGAGUAAGAAAACGAAGAGAGAAGAGGGAGAUGGUUUCGCUGUGUCGAAUCUAAAGGUCUUCUCUUUCAAGGAGCUUCACAAAGCUACCAACGGGUUCUCGGAGAAGCUCGGACACGGCGGUUUCGGUGCUGUUUUCAAAGGUACGUUACAUGAUGGUACGUCCACCUCCGUGGCGGUGAAGCGCUUGGAAAGACCGGGAAGCGGGGAAGGAGAGUUCCGUGCGGAGGUGUGCACCAUUGGGAACAUUCAGCACGUUAACCUCGUUAGGCUUCGAGGUUUCUGUUCGGAGAAUCUCCACAGGCUGCUCGUCUAUGACUACAUGCCGAACGGAUCGCUGAGCUCCUACUUGUCGAGGACGAGUCCUGAGUUGUUAAGCUGGGAAACGCGUUUCAGGAUCGCCUUAGGGACUGCGAAAGGGAUCGCGUAUCUUCACGAAGGGUGUAGGGACUGUAUUAUCCACUGUGAUAUCAAACCGGAGAAUAUUUUAUUGGACAGUGAUUACAACGCCAAAGUGUCUGACUUCGGAUUGGCUAAGCUUGUUGGCCGUGACUUCAGCAGGGUUCUUGCCACUAUGAGAGGUACGUGGGGAUACGUUGCUCCCGAGUGGAUAUCGGGUUUACCCAUCACGACUAAAGCUGAUGUGUAUAGCUUCGGAAUGACACUUCUUGAGCUUAUCGGUGGUCGAAGAAACGUCGUUAGCGAUACACCAGGAGGAGAGAAAGAUGAGAAAGAACCCGAGAAAUGGUUCUUUCCUCCAUGGGCUGCACGUGAAAUCAUACAAGGAAACGUGGACUUGGUUGUGGACUCUAGACUCAACGGAGAAUACAACAAUGAAGAGGCGACGAGGAUGGCCACAGUGGCGAUAUGGUGCAUACAAGACAAUGAAGAGAUAAGGCCGGCGAUGGGAACGGUGGUGAAGAUGCUUGAAGGAGUUGUGGAGGUGACGGUUCCUCCACCGCCUAAGUUGAUACAAGCUCUUGUCUCUGGCGACUCGUAUAUUGGAGUGGGCAACGGUUUGAGCGGCACAAGCUGUAGUGAAGGCAGGGGUUGUUCGGAUCUCCUGACUGGAUUGUCUAGCCCCACCGGCUCACGGUCGUCUUUUGGUGGUAAAAUUCCUCCUUCUCCCUGAUCAGUUUGUAGAUGGUUUUGUUAGAAAACGGUCUUAAAUGUGUGUGUGUGUUUUUGCUCUCUAAGAGGGUUUAAUUAGUAGUACUAAUCUCUAGUUGUUGGUUGUAUGACAAUGAAGCUUUAAUUUGUCAUUUCCUGUUAAUCAAAAAAAAAAGAAAAAAAAAAGGGAUGAGAUUUAGUCAAAUAAAUGUACCUUGCAUAGUUAUCAAAGUUUAGUGGAUCCAGACAUGAAUUUACUCUUGUGUUGUUAAAGCAAA
Molecule: messenger RNA, 2879 nt
Organism: Raphanus sativus (radish)
Lineage: Eukaryota; Viridiplantae; Streptophyta; Magnoliopsida; Brassicales; Brassicaceae
Product: G-type lectin S-receptor-like serine/threonine-protein kinase SD2-2
Exons: 2
Coding region: 140-2623 (827 amino acids)
Biological process (GO): recognition of pollen; protein phosphorylation
Molecular function (GO): protein serine/threonine kinase activity; ATP binding
Source: RefSeq, a predicted model, not a curated record